Messenger RNA from Hyaloscypha bicolor E, 876 nucleotides. RefSeq lists its product as uncharacterized. Gene Ontology annotation, molecular function: ubiquitin protein ligase activity. The annotation marks the transcript as partial. Lineage: Eukaryota; Fungi; Ascomycota; Leotiomycetes; Helotiales; Hyaloscyphaceae. Gene Ontology annotation, biological process: negative regulation of gene expression via chromosomal CpG island methylation; protein ubiquitination. The record is from RefSeq and is a predicted model, not a curated record. The transcript is spliced from 2 exons.
AACCGGAGUCAACUGGAGUCUUUCCACUUGAAGGGCACACUUAAUAUGAUACAAAACCCCAACAACCACUUCCCUGUCGAAUACCAGCAAGUUGCGAAACACUUGUUUGAUAAAUUUGAACUCCAGAAGUGGGGUGCUGAGGACCAAGGAAUGGCCGACUCAAAGGGCAAGAAGAGAUCCAACGACUCGGAGCAAAAGUCCAAAUCCACCAAGCGUCCAAAGGGUGAUUCAACACAAAUCAAAGUCACGCGCCCAGCCCCCACAUCCCACCCUAUCUAUGGAACGAACGGUCCCCUACAUCAUAUUUUCCGAUAUCUUGCUGAGAACGGACCAUCCUAUAAAGUUGCGGAUGGAUACAACAGCAGAGAGUUCAGAAUUUACGGUGAUAAUGGUCUGUCCGUUGGAGAUUUCUGGAUCCUUCGAAUUGCGGCCCACCGGGACGGCGUUCAUGGAGAGCGAAUCGCAGGUAUUUCGGGAGAUUCAAUCAACGGUGCCUUCUCGGUAGUGGCUUCAGGCUGUAGCAUGGACAAGGAUCAAGGAAAUGUGUUGUUGUACACGGAGUCAGGAGCUGAGGAAACAACAUCAAAGGCGCCAGAGAUGGAGAAGAAAGGCACCAAGGCGUUGCUCAGAAGUGUUGAGACGAAGCAACCCAUCAGAGUCAUUCGAGGCGCUGGUCAAUGGCACGGUGCUCCUUCUUGCGGUUUCCGUUACGACGGACUGUAUAAAGCUGCCGAGAGCACUGUGAGAGAGAACACUAAGGGAGGUAAAUACUUCGAGUUUAAGUUGGUUCGGCUUUCGGGUCAGGAUGUCAUCAACACAAAAGUUCCUGAUCGGAAGCAGAGAAAACAAUGCGAGGACGCGAAGCUGGGAUAUUGA